AUGUGGAUCAACAGACCAAAAAAUAUGCAAAUGUUAAAUAGAAUCGUACAGAAAAUUAUGAGCAGAAGUUUCGCCGCUGGAACAACAACAAAACUGGCGCUCAUAGUACGCGGCGAUCUGAAGAUGGGCAAGGGCAAAACGGCAGCUCAGUGUGCCCAUGCGGCAGUCAUGUGCUAUCAAAAUGCGGCGCAGGGCAGCGAGGCACAGAACGCAAUCCUCAAGCGCUGGUGCCGCAUGGGCCAGCCAAAGAUUGUGCUACGUGUGGAUAGCUAUGAGCAGCUAAACGGAUUGCAACUGCAAGCGGAGCAGGCCAAUUUGAUCGCUGCUUUGGUAAGGGAUGCGGGACGCACGCAACUGGAUGCCGGCACAGCUACAGUUUUAGGCUUGGGUCCGGCAAACGCCAUCGAACUGGAUAAACUUGUUGCUCACUUGAAACUCUUGUAAAUCGAUAUAUCUUAUAAUUUCUUUAUGUACAUAUAUGCAAUUAAUAAUAAUGAAAUCAACAAACUCAUAAA
Molecule: messenger RNA, 515 nt
Organism: Drosophila grimshawi
Lineage: Eukaryota; Metazoa; Arthropoda; Insecta; Diptera; Drosophilidae
Product: probable peptidyl-tRNA hydrolase 2
Exons: 1
Coding region: 1-444 (147 amino acids)
Cellular component (GO): cytosol; mitochondrion
Molecular function (GO): peptidyl-tRNA hydrolase activity
Source: RefSeq, a predicted model, not a curated record